CCCACCACCACGAGCUGUACAUUUCUCAUCAGGGUCGCGGUGAGUUCCUUCCUGAGCCGGGAUGGCGAAGAGUACAUGGGCGCUCAUCUGCCACCUCCACGCCAUUGCAGGGCCGAGCCUGACCCUGAUAUACCCGCUGUACGCGUCGAUCUGCGCUAUGGAGAGCACGUCCAAGCUGGACGACGGCCAGUGGCUGGCCUACUGGAUAAUCUACUCCUUCAUCGCCCUCUUCGAAAUGGCAGCCGAGCAAGUCCUCUAUUGGAUACCGCUGUGGUACGAGGUGAAGCUGCUAUUCGUGGCGUGGCUGGUGCUGCCGCAGUUCAGGGGCGCCUCCUUCAUCUACGAGAAGUUCGUCAGGGAGCAGAUCAGGAAGCACGGGGUGAUGCUGCACGAGCACCAUGGCCACGAUGCCGGCCACGGCUCGCACGUCCUGAAGGCUGAGCACGGCGUGCACUGAGGAGCAAACUGGCCAGGAGAAUGUCUGCCUGUCCGCCGACGACGAGCCUUAACCAAACCCGCUGAUCAGGGAUCCCCUUCCGAGCCGGCGUCCUUGUUGAUAUAUGUUGUGAGAUGUUGGACGGAACAUCGGGUUGGGGUACCAUGUACUACCUCUGUUCCUGAAUGUAAGAAGAACUGUCAAAACGUCUUACAUUUAAAAACAGAGGGCGGACAUGAUAAUUCGACGAUCCCUUGUAUAUUUAUAAAUAACGGAAGGAUUUGUGUUCUUUGCGAUCAAUAAAUUUGUAUGGUACUGGUGUAUUUUAGAUAAUUGGUCAUGGUACUUGCCGAAAAGGUUCCCCGGAAAUCACAA
Messenger RNA from Triticum dicoccoides, 811 nucleotides. RefSeq names its product protein HVA22-like. NCBI's taxonomy places the organism in Eukaryota, Viridiplantae, Streptophyta, Magnoliopsida, Poales, Poaceae. The transcript is spliced from 5 exons. The coding region runs from base 62 to 457 and encodes 131 amino acids. The record is from RefSeq and is a predicted model, not a curated record.